UGUGCUUUAAGAGUUGGCUCAUUCAACAAAAAUCGAUGGCUCUUGAUUAGCGCAGACAACAAACGAGAACGCGACAUGGCCGAGCACAGCACAAGCUACGAGCAGGAAUGCCAACGUGCUGAAUUGCUGGGCAUCCAGCCGCCAGAUCAAGCUGAGUUUGAGCGACUUCGCAGCGAACGCAUCGAGCAGCAGCUGGCCGAGCAGGAGGCAGCCGAGGCGAAUGCCCUGGAACAGCAGGAGGAACAGCUACGUGGCGCUGGUGGCAAACUGGAUGAGUUGAAUAGCAUUCUAUCGAGCACACAGCAACGCUUGAAUCGCUUCAAGCAGACAGCAUGCGGCAGUCUAAGCAACAUUUUUGCCCGUGGCGGCAGCUUUAGUGGUGCCAGUGGCACUGCCGGCUCCAUGGACAUACCUGGAAGUAGCCAGGAGGAAGAGCAGCAGCAGCAGCAGCCGCCAGUGCAACGGCAGCCACAGCCAAUGGCGCCAACGGCGGCCCAAGUGAGCGCCGCGAAGGCAGCGCAACAAAAGCGCAUGGAUGGACAGUUAGACAAGUUGGAUGCGUUAAUCAAUAAGGCAGAUAAUGCCCAACUGGCGAUGAGUGAGCAGACUAAGCAGAUGCGUCGCAUGGCCAAGUGAAUCCAUAAAAAGAGGCGAACUGCUUUUCUGGGUGGGUAACUUAAUGGAAGCGAUUCGUCUUUAUUUUGUUUUGUAUUUUUUUUGUUUUUUUGUUGAACACAUGCGUUGCCCUUAAUCACAAAAAUUAAACAUAAGUCGAGAGAUUUGCAAUCACAAAAUCUGCAAAGUGUUUCUAUACCAAAUCUAUAUAUAUAGAUAUAUAUAUAUACAAAUCUAUAAGUACUUUGUUUCGAAUUAAUACUUGUUACUAAAUAUUAUUCAAAUUUCAAUCUAAAAACAAAAUAUUAAAGUUACAUAUUCCAAAACAAAAAUUAAAAUCAAACAGAAACAAUAAA
Molecule: messenger RNA, 971 nt
Organism: Drosophila sulfurigaster albostrigata
Lineage: Eukaryota; Metazoa; Arthropoda; Insecta; Diptera; Drosophilidae
Exons: 2
Coding region: 76-636 (186 amino acids)
Source: RefSeq, a predicted model, not a curated record